UGUCAGUCAUGUGAUUAGCUUGUAUUAUCAAUAAGAAAGUUGUGAGAUAUAUUUCAAUUCAUAUAAAAUUUAAUAGCGGCUCAGAAAAAUUGGUUAUUGUUUCAUACAACUUAAUAACUAUCAUGGAAUUGACAGAAGGGAACACACUUAGUUUAGAGGCAGUGUCGGUUCUACUUGACAAACUUGCUUUAAAGCAGCUACACCUGAUGGAAGAAAAAAUGCAGAAUGUAAUUAAUGUUGAGACCAGGAUUCAUGAAGGUAGCAUACAUCUUGCUAAAUCGAGAUACAUAAUGGGACAAACCUCAGUCAGCACUGCUAGACUUCCUACUGAAAGCAGUCCAGAGUUUUCUGCUUCUGUACUUGUUCAAUCUUCAGAACACCAACAAUUUCAGGUGGUAGAGAAUAAAGCUGAAGAUACCAUAAAUCCACUUAAAUGGUUUGGGAUAUUAGUGCCACAAAAUAUGCACAAGGCUCGAGAAAUAUUCCAGAACACAGUAAGGUAUGUGGUGGAAUGCGCUGGGAUUCAGUACCAAAUACAUCAAAACAUGACUGACUUUGGUAUACUUCAAAGAUAUAAAGAAUAUGUUAAAUCUGUUUAAGGAAUCUUAUUUAGGGAAAUAAAAAAGGACCAUUCAAUUGAUUUAUUUUAUUAACUAUGAAUAAUUUGGUGAUUGCUAGACACAGUGGAUGAGUCCACUGACAGUAUUAUUGUACUGCAUAAGCACAUUUUUGUUUGCACAUUGCUGUUUUGAUAACAAAGUCCCUAAUGGGUUUUACUUAAGUACCAUCAAUAAUGUUAAAUAUUAAGUAACAAAUUGUAAAUAAUAUAUUUGAAGUUGAUGUUUUUUGUAGAAGAUUUCAUAAUUGAACUAAAGAAAGCCCAUACUAAUAACAGUGGUUAAUUGUUGGAAUAUCCCUUGGAGUGCCGGCUCGGCUUAGAAUAAAAUCAAAAUUUCUAUAACUCAUAAUCAGUCGAAUAUUUUUUCGUUUUUGAAUUUCUUUCACUAUCUGUCAUUGGGUAAUUGCAAUUUUCUAUAUACUUAUGCAUUACUUGCAGGACAAAUAAAUAGUGGUACAUGUAUAUUUGUAGGUAUUAUUUCUGGUAACAGGGUGCCCAGCCAAUGUGCGAAUUGUUUAUGCUCAAUAGUAGUCUUCUCUCUAUCCUUAUUAGCACAAAAGAGAUGUUGUGUUUAGUUAACUAUGGAGCAUAAAUGAUUAGCAUGUAGGCUAAGCAUACUGAGCUUUGAUGAUCCAAAACAAAUUAUUAAUAAAUCAUUAUCUCAG
Molecule: messenger RNA, 1284 nt
Organism: Leguminivora glycinivorella
Lineage: Eukaryota; Metazoa; Arthropoda; Insecta; Lepidoptera; Tortricidae
Product: coiled-coil domain-containing protein 115
Exons: 2
Coding region: 123-599 (158 amino acids)
Biological process (GO): vacuolar proton-transporting V-type ATPase complex assembly
Cellular component (GO): extrinsic component of endoplasmic reticulum membrane
Source: RefSeq, a predicted model, not a curated record